Microtus oregoni (creeping vole) is the source of this 2015-nucleotide messenger RNA. Its product is annotated as aldo-keto reductase family 1 member B7. The coding region runs from base 58 to 1008 and encodes 316 amino acids. The record is from RefSeq and is a predicted model, not a curated record. Lineage: Eukaryota; Metazoa; Chordata; Mammalia; Rodentia; Cricetidae. The transcript has 10 exons. Gene Ontology annotation, molecular function: aldose reductase (NADPH) activity. Gene Ontology annotation, cellular component: cytosol; mitochondrion.
CCAGCCUCCGUAUAGAAGCAGGCAUUCAUCUGCUCUCAGAAAGUCUCUGCAGCAACCAUGGCCACCUUCGUGGAACUCAGUACCAAAGCCAAGAUGCCCAUCGUGGGCCUGGGCACCUGGAAGUCUCCACCAGGCAAAGUCAAGGAAGCUGUGAAGGCUGCCAUUGAUGCUGGGUACCGCCACAUUGACUGCGCCUAUGCCUAUCAGAAUGAGAAUGAAGUGGGGGAAGCCAUCCAAGAGAAGAUCAAGGAGAAGGCCGUGAAGCGGGAGGACCUCUUCAUUGUCAGCAAGCUGUGGCCCACCUUCUUCGAGAAAAGCCUGGUGAAGAAAGCCUUUCAGAAAACCCUCACGGAUCUGAAGCUGGACUACCUGGACCUGUAUCUAAUUCACUGGCCACAGGGAUUCCAGGCUGGAAAUGAAUUUUUACCAAGAGACGAAAAAGGCAACAUUCUCGUCAGUAAAGCAACAUUCUUGGAUGCUUGGGAGGCCAUGGAGGAACUGGUGGACCAGGGGCUGGUGAAAGCCCUGGGCAUCUCCAACUUCAACCACUUGCAGAUUGAGAGGCUCCUGAACAAGCCUGGACUGAAACAUAAGCCAGUGACCAAUCAGAUUGAGUGCCACCCAUAUCUCACCCAGGAGAAACUGAUCCAGUACUGUCACUCCAAGGGCAUUGGCAUCACGGCCUACAGCCCUCUGGGUUCCCCAGACAGACCAGAUGCCAAGCCAGAAGACCCUGUAGUACUGGAGAUUCCCAAGAUUAAGGAGAUUGCUGCAAAGCACAAGAAAACUGCAGCCCAGGUUCUGAUUCGGUUCCACAUCCAAAGGAAUGUGGUGGUGAUCCCCAAGUCUGUGACACCCUCCCGCAUACAAGAGAACAUUCAGGUCUUUGACUUCCAGCUGAGUGAUGAGGAGAUGGCCACCAUUCUCAGCUUCAACAGAAACUGGAGGGCCUGCGGCCUGUUUAUGGCAAGUCAUCUCGAGGACUUCCCUUUCCACGCCGAAUACUGAAACUGAGACACCUGAUGAGCUUGCCCAGUUGCCCUCUUCACGAUGUGCCGUCCACUUCUCAGGACUCCUAUCGUUGCCAAGCCUACCAGAUACCACACCGAGCUAGCCACGAGAAGAGAAUUCUGCUUUUAAACCUCAUGUUGAUCUAGAAGCAGCCUGUCACAGAGGAUGCUUACUCAGCGAAGGACAAUGGUUUUCUCUAAUUAGAUCCGGUCAAAUGUUUGUCUUACCCCAGUGGUAAUUCUGAGGAUUUAAAGAUCAAACGUAUAAUACAAAUGACAAUCACCACACACAUUUUCAACAGUCAGAAGAGCUUUCUGAACUUUGUGGGUCCAACUUUCACCAUUCAUAUUUUGUAGAAGAGGAAAUGAAGCCAAGAACUUGCUGAGGGCCCCAGGUAGAAAGAGGCUGAAGGAUGUUUCAAAGGAAGGGUGCUCUUUGGGAGAGCUCAAGACAGUUCGCUGCCUUCCUCUUCCAAGUCUUCUCCUCCUGGCCAUACCUGGCUCUUUACCAAAAGACUUUGUUGACUCUCUUCUUCUUGCUCUUCCCUCUGAUAUGCCAUCAUGACGAAGGGUCAAUGCCGAUGGUGGAAGAGCCCUUAAAAUUCACACAAUGCCACUAUUCAGAGAGAGAGAGAGAGAGAGAGAGAGAGAGAGAGAGAGAGAGAGAAUGGCAACUACAGGAUCUAGAACAAAUGCAGAGACAAACAUCUGGCACACCUGUGAGGAGUUAUCUAGAGUAGGUUAAUUAGGGUGGGAGACACACUCUAACUUUGGACGGCAUCAUUUGAUGGGUUGGGGCCCUAGCUAGCUGAGUACAAACAUUCCUUUCUCUCUGCUCCUUGAGUUUGGAUGCAAUGUGAUCGGCUACCUCACAUUCCUCCUCAUGUCUUCCCAUCAUGGAGGACUGUAUACCUACAAACUGUGAGCCAAAAUAAGCCCUUCUUCUUUGAAGUUGUUUCGGCCAGAUAUUUUGUUUUAGCAAUAAAAAAGUUAUAAAACAUAAAA